UGUAUCGCAGCAGUAGUACUCAGUCUGUCCCGCGGAGCUGUCAACACACUGCGAACGGCGAUCUGCCGCGACAACAUUUUUCUCCUCAACUUAGACCGUCUCCCUCUUCAACGACGUUUUCCUUCAGAUAACAGCUACUCCGUCGCCACUAUGACUCGAAGGUGAUCUUCGGCUUGUCCAGGUGGUUCUGGGGUUCCAGGUUGGUUUUGUAAGAGAGCAAGCUAACUGUGGGGAGGAGGACCGCCUGGGACAUUGUGUCCCUGGCUCUCAAGUGACUAAGGAAGGGGCUUGGCAAACUGUUCUGCAGCAUGGAGAAGGAAGACCAUAAAAUCCUCAACAAAGGGGAGGAGGAGGAGAUGGAGCUGCUGGGCUACCGUCUGUGUCGCUGGCGGCUGGCUCUGGUGGGCCUCGGGGUCGUGUGUACAGGGGGCUUCCUCCUCCUGCUGCUCUAUUGGAUGCCAGAAUGGUGCGUCAAGUCCACCUGCACUCGUACCACAGCCCGAGAUGCUGAAGUGGUGUUGAUGCGCUCCACGGAUGAGUUCCGGCGCUGGUUUUUGGCCAGGGUGCGAGUGAUGUUGGCCCCUGGCAGCAACCCCUUCCACAGCCUGGAGACCCAGACCACCUCCCCCUCCUCUCCUACCUGCCCCUUCUCCUCCCCUACCUCCCCCCCUCUGGCCAAUGGACAUAACCCUCACCCCUCAGAUGGCAGACCCGCUCAGGAGCUCAUUAGAAGAUUUGCCGAAUACCAGCCCAAACAGAUUCGCUAUUUUACCUUUCAUAGCACAAAGUAUUAUUGGAAUGAUGAGAUGCAGAACUUUGAAGUUUUAACUGGCCUGGAGGAUCUGCAGGUUAGCUGCUCCACCCUCCACUCGGAGCACAGUGAAGGCCUGACCCGGAGCCAGCAGGAGUACAGGAGACUGUUCUUUGGAGUGAAUGAAAUUGCAGUGAAAGUGCCUUCUGUUUUCAAGCUGCUUAUCAAAGAGGUCCUCAACCCUUUCUACAUCUUCCAGCUCUUCAGUGUGAUCCUGUGGAGUGCUGAUGAGUAUUACUACUAUGCUGUGGCCAUUGUUUUCAUGUCGGUCAUAUCCAUAGCUACCUCUCUGUACACCAUCAAAAAGCAAUAUGUCAUGCUUCACGACAUGGUGGCAGCUCACAGUAUUGUUCGUGUGUCUGUAUGCCGAGCCAAUAAUGAUAUCGAAGAGGUUUUGUCUACUGAUCUGGUGCCCGGUGAUUUGAUAGUCAUCCCCAGCAAUGGGACCAUCAUGCCAUGUGACGCUGUGCUGGUCAGUGGCACAUGCAUUGUCAAUGAAAGCAUGCUCACAGGGGAGAGUGUUCCUGUGACAAAAACCAACCUUCCAAACCCAGGACCAGGGGAGAGGGGGGACGAGGCGAGUGGUGCCUACAACACAGAGGAGCAUAAGAGACACACUCUCUUCUGCGGCACCAAUGUCAUCCAAACACGUUUCUACACAGGCGAGCUAGUCAAGGCUGUGGUUGUCCGCACAGGUUUCAGCACAGCCAAAGGCCAGCUGGUCCGCUCCAUCCUUUACCCCAAACCCACUGACUUCAAGCUGUACCGUGAUGCCUACCUCUUCUUGCUGUGCUUAGUGGCUGUUGCUGGCAUCGGCUUCGUAUACUCCAUCAUCCUCAGCGUCAUGCACAGGGUGCCAGCUAAGACCAUUAUUAUUGAAUCCCUCGACAUCAUCACCAUCACUGUGCCACCAGCGUUGCCAGCCGCCAUGACAGCUGGCAUUGUGUAUGCCCAGCGCCGCCUGAAAAAUAUUGGAAUUUUCUGCAUCAGCCCCCAAAGGAUCAAUAUCUGUGGACAAAUCAAUCUGGUCUGCUUUGACAAAACUGGAACUCUGACCGAAGAUGGACUCGACCUGUGGGGAAUCCAGAGAGUCGAGAAUGGAAGUUUCCACCUGUCAGAGGAAAAUGCCUACAAGGAGAAUCUUGUCAAGACCCAGUUUGUGGCUUGCAUGGCCACCUGCCACUCUCUGACCAAAAUAGAAGGCCAGCUGUCUGGAGACCCGCUAGAUCUCAAAAUGUUUGAGGCUACAGGCUGGAUCCUGGAGGAAGCCACAGAGGAGGAAACGUCUCUCCAUAAUCGUAUCAUGCCCACCGUCGUUCGACCCCCAAAGCAGCUGCUGCCUCCAGAGCCCACAGUAUCACCGGAGCAGGACAUGGAACUUUGUGAACUCCCGUCGGUGUACGAGAUAGGUAUUGUGCGCCAGUUUCCCUUUUCCUCAGCGCUUCAGAGGAUGAGUGUUGUAUCUCGCCUUCUGGGGGAGAAACGAAUGGAUGCUUAUAUGAAAGGGGCUCCGGAGGUGGUGGCUAGUCUGUGCAAGAAAGUGACAGUCCCAGAGAACUUUGCAGAGAUUUUAGAGAGCUACACUAAGCAGGGAUUCAGAGUCAUUGCUCUGGCUCAUCGUCGGCUUGAGUCCAAACUUACGUGGCACAAAGUCCAGAAUGUCAACAGAGAUCACAUUGAGACCAAUAUGGAGUUCCUGGGUCUAAUCAUCAUGCAGAACAAGCUGAAGCCAGAAACACCCAGUGUGCUGCAGGACCUUCAUCGAGCCAACAUCCGCACCGUCAUGGUCACUGGUGACAACAUGCUGACGGCUAUCUCAGUAGCUCGGGACUGUGGCAUGAUCCCUCCCCAUGACACAGUGAUCAUCGCUGAUGCUCUCCCUCCCCAUGACGGACAUGCCGCCAAAAUCACCUGGAGAUACGCUGACAAACCCAGCAAUGCAAAUCGCCUGGAGGAGGUCAACAUCAGCCUGGAGGAUGUUUGUCACAUUGAUGAACCCAAAACACAGGAGCUAUACCACUUCGCUAUGAAUGGAAAAUCCUUUGCUGUAAUCACUGAGCAUUUCCCUGAUAUGCUUCAAAAGUUGGUGCUCCAUGGGACAGUGUUUGCCCGAAUGGCGCCUGACCAGAAAACUCAACUCAUUGAAGCACUUCAGGGAGUAGACUACUUUGUGGGGAUGUGCGGUGACGGAGCAAAUGACUGUGGGGCUCUGAAGAGAGCUCAUGGUGGGAUCUCUCUGUCAGAGUUGGAAGCCUCUGUUGCCUCUCUCCGUUCACCUCAAGGACCCCCAACAUCUCCUGCGUACCGAGCCUCAUCAGGGAGGGACGUGCUGCUCUUAUCACCUCCUUCUGUGUGUUUAAGUUUAUGGCUCUCUACAGCAUCAUUCAGUAUAUCAGCGUCACUCUCCUUUACCUCGAUUUUCAGCAAUCUUGGAGACUUUCAAUUCCUCUUCAUUGACAUUGCCAUCAUCCUACUUAUUGUUUUUACCAUGAGUCUGAACCCAGCGUGGAAGGAACUGGUGCCCGUCCGCCCCCCAUCAGGUCUGAUCUCAGGGCCUCUGCUAUUCCCGGUGCUGACCCAGAUCCUCAUCUGCUUGGGCUUCCAGGUCCUGACGUUCUUGUGGGUCCAACAGCAGCAUCGGGGUUACACAGUCUGGAAUCCAACUACAGAUGUUUGCAACCAGUCAUCACACAUUAAUGUAUCUGAAGACAACACAGAAGUGGACGACCACAACACAAACUUUGAGAACACCAGCCUCUUCUACGUGUCCUCCUUCCAGUAUCUCAUUGUUGCGAUCGUUUUCUCUAAAGGCAAACCUUUCAGGCAGCCUAGCUACAAGAACUGGCCUUUUGUCGUCUGCACUGUGGGCCUGUAUGCUUUCUUGCUUAUCUUGUUUCACCCGUGGAAAGCAUUGAUGAAUUCUAGAGAUUGUUUGUGUCCCGUUGAAUGGAGGUGGAGACUUUUCUUCAUUGUCUUAGUCAAUGUGGCUGUGUCUGUUCUGGUGGAGACCUUCAUCCUUGACAUCGUCUUAUGGAAGCUUGUGUUCAGCCGCGACAAACAGGGCAACUUUGGCGUCACCCCUGCUGCCCAGACACAACAGGUUGGAAUUGACCUGAGUGCAUUCAAGUGUCUGUCCGGGCUGUGCGGUCAGCGCAAGAUGGUGCCCAAAGCUCGCUACAUGCAUUUGGCUCAGGAGCUCAGCGUGGACCCCGACUGGCCUCCGAAGCCGACCACCACCACCGAAGCCAAGCCUCGCCCAGAAAACGGUUCCACCUAUCAAAUGAUAAUGAACUCAUAGCAUUCUUAAAGCAUUUACAUCUAGCCGAUCUACCUGUCACACAGAACACACACACAUGAAGAUGUUUCACUGAAUAUUCAUGUAUUGAGAUGGAAGUGAGAGUCAGCGAGCUUUUCUUCUCCGUUGUAACGAUGCCAUGAUUUUCAGUCAGCGUAGCACUCAAAUUAUUGACGUUGCUUCCAGGACUUUCUCUGUAGGGUUGUACUACGUCCUUCCCCAUCUUUGCUUCACAGGUUAAAAAUUUUGAAGUUUGGGGGUGGUGGGGAACAAGAACAUAAAACAUCAUUGAAGUUAAAUAUUUUCUGUUUCCUUUUCUCUUUUGCAGAGCAGCAUUCAGUUUGGGCUGCAAUGAGAAUACGUUAAUCCCACAUGUGAAUCGAUUCCGAUUGCCUGUGCAGGUUUAACACUCCUUAUUUUGUCUGCCUUAAAGUUAAACCACAUUUCAGACUCACCGUGUACAAAAACUAGUGCUGAUGAUCGCAGCUCUGAACACAAUUAAGAUUUAUCGCACAAUUUAUGAACUUGAAGCCAACACACAAACUCGCCAAUUUAAUGCACAAAAAUGGCUUUAUCUGAAUCUUUUAACGUAAGUGGAGCAGAUUCACACCAGAAAACACUCAGAAAUGUGGAAUUUGAGCCAUCCAACAUUUUCAAGUUGAGAUGCUCAAGGGAAGGCCAGUCCCAGUUUCCCUUUCGGUGUUGAACAGUCCAAAACAUAGACAUUCACAGUAGACUAAUUAACAUUUUCAAGCUUCAAAUGAGGAAUCAAAUCCUCAAUUCACCUGAACUGCACAGGGAUGAGAAAAACAAUGACGUCCCAAUGACAGUAAAAUGAGUUUUCUCUCUUAUUUCCCUUCUUUGAGCCAAUUGCUAACCCUAACCCUAAUCUUGCGAAUAAAGACAUUAAUCAUUGACAGCCCUCCAUUAAUUAAUCACUGUGCUGCCAGUUUUAAUGUGAUUAAAUCUGGCAGCACAAAUAAAAACCCAUAUUCUCUUACAACUAAUAUGAAUCCCAAUAACUUCAGAUUCCAUCAGCGCAAGAUUUUAAAUUUAACAUAAAGAGAGCAGGUGUUUAAGAGAUACUGUUGUCAUUUAAAGUACUGCAUAAUGUUGAAAAGUGUGUGCAUCAUUGGAAGAAUAUAAAAGAUUAAAAGGGUGUUCGUACUCUAAAACUGAGAUAAUCUUGGUGAUUGGCAAAUCUACAUGAUGCUGCACUGUGGCAGCAGUAAAUAUAGUUUUCUCUUCUUUUGUGUCGGCACAGUUGUUUGGCAGGUCUGAGCAAAGUGGGGUCUGAUUGCUACUGUGUAGCAGUCUCAUAAAGCAUCAACAUGCUGACUGAACCCUGGCUAGCACACAAAAGACAGGCUAACAAAAUGUAUUUCACAGCUCGCCCUGAAGUGAAGCAAAUGACUCAUUAAAGCGCAAUCAGUUAUAGAAGAGGUGAUAUUAAAGCGACACUAAGGAACUUUUCAACCUUAAUAAAACAUUUUAAUAUCUUUUGUGAUGAUACAUCGACUUACAACGGGUUGAAUGACCCCUCUGUCAC
This is a messenger RNA of Salarias fasciatus (jewelled blenny), 5655 nucleotides long. It is a transcript of the gene atp13a3, whose product is annotated as ATPase 13A3. NCBI's taxonomy places the organism in Eukaryota, Metazoa, Chordata, Actinopteri, Blenniiformes, Blenniidae. The record is from RefSeq and is a predicted model, not a curated record. Gene Ontology annotation, biological process: intracellular calcium ion homeostasis; polyamine transmembrane transport. Gene Ontology annotation, molecular function: polyamine transmembrane transporter activity; ATPase-coupled monoatomic cation transmembrane transporter activity; nucleotide binding. Gene Ontology annotation, cellular component: late endosome membrane.